Messenger RNA from Fusarium sp. VM40, 1155 nucleotides. The record is from the annotation of a GenBank genome assembly. NCBI's taxonomy places the organism in Eukaryota, Fungi, Ascomycota, Sordariomycetes, Hypocreales, Nectriaceae.
AUGGCUACCUUCGUACACCCUUAUCCUUAUACCAUGGACGUCCCAUUCGGAUGUCCCAUGAGUGUCAUGGCAGCAACCCCAUCGCCAGGAUACGCGUUGACGCCUUCUUCUUACUAUACCAGAACUCCAUCACCUUCCACUCGAGGCAACAUAGGACACCAGCCCAUUCUUGGCCAAGUCCAAGAUCCUUCAUUCUUUGAAGAGGCAAUGGGUGGCUCACCUGUUCCCCUGGAAGCACCUUUCGGCAUGAUGCAAGCGCCCCUCCAAUACAAUGCCGCACCAAAGGCAUACAAUGAUCGUUUAACUUCAUUGCCUAUACUGCCAAGUACCGAGGCUGAAAGAAAGCCCAAUCGGCGGGCUCGAAACCAAAAACACUUGCUGCCUGGCAUAAAUGGCCCAGAAGAUGUGAGCGACGCAAUCGCUGCACCAAGCCCUCCCCAACAGAAAAAGCGUGGCCGCAAACCCAAAGGAGAACCCAAAGACUCAUACAAGGUUCACCAAGAUAUCAGGCUGGAUGAGGACGACCUUCCCAAGGAUCCGCGGCGUCGACGUAUUCUUGAGCGUAAUAGGAUAGCUGCCACCAAGUGUCGCCUUCGAAAACGGGAUGAAGCAUCCGCUCUGGCUUCCCAAGAACAGGCCAUGGAGGACCAGAAUCGAUAUCUUUCCUCAUGCUUCGACUCUUUGACUGCUGAGAUAUAUCACCUGAAAACGCAAUUAUUGCAGCACACAGAUUGCAACUGUGUACUAAUCCAGAAGUAUAUCGCCAAUGAAGCCAAAAGGACAGUCGACGGUCUGAGCUCCUGCACCUCGGCGUUCCACCCUGACAAUGACCCGACGAGUCCAUUUCGUCGAGGUUCAUGUAACAGCGGUACUAGUCCCUCAAACUCACUAGGUGUGCCUACUCCCGAGUUUGAAGGAGUCUCCCCAGCUUGGUCACAUCCCUUCCCAACAGGCCAUGCAUCGCCACCAGAGGUGGGAGACGAGGUAUUCGACAUGUCGAUGGAUCAGCACAGAAAAGGAUCAAUUCUCAUGCAUGACCCAUCACUUGUCAGUAUGGUACCAUUCCAUCAUUCCGAGUCCGAGGCAUAUGUCGGUAUGGGACCUCCGGCCCACCCUCUUGAUGGGAUCGCAUGGAACCAAUCUUGGGGCUUCUAA